GUGGUGACCUCGGCAUACCGGAAAUCAGCACGCAUGUGGGUAGUGUAGUGCACACCUUCGAGACCUUGGCGCUGCAGCGACGCCUAGCCGAGCAGCAACAACAGCAACAACAACAACAGCAGCAAAGUAAGUAUGAGGUUGAGGUGGAAGUGGAUGUGGAAGAGCAGCCACAGCAACCACCCAGCAACAGCAACAACAGCAACAACACCAGCAGCACCAGCCACAGCAAGUACAACCAAUUGAAGCGCAAAUCACAAGAGAUGCGUCAACGACUCAUGCAGCAAAUGCACCGCCAACAAAAACAGCAACAACAAUUAACGCACAGCACCAACAUUACCAACAACACGAAGCUAACCAAUAGUUGUAGCACCCAAACGUUAGCCUCACAUCUGGCCAAAUUGCGCUCGAAUGGUCAGCAAUCGCGCCACUCCAUGGACCAGCUGCCAACGCAGCGUCUCAGCAACUCCACGGAGCAGUUGCAGCAACGCUUUGGCAGCAUUGCCGACGACUAUCGCAAGAAUCUCUUCGGCACAUUGACGCCGCAACACAGGGUGCGCUCAAGUGUGAAGCAAACCAGCGAGGAGGAACUGCAGGACGAGAGCUUUAUAGUGAAUGCCGCCUUUGAUGAGAUCUUUGCGCGCUACAGCGGCGUAGAUGAGGACGACACAGAGAAUGGGGAUGAGUACACAGCCCAAGUCCAUACGGCCACCAAUACCGAUGAUCUGUACGAUGAGGAUGACGAUGAGAAUAUGCUGGUCAGCUUGAGUGAGCUCGACGACGAUGUGUUUGCGAGCAGGACACAAACGGCAGCCACCACGCCCACCACAAAUGCCGGCCGCACACCCAAACACAGUUGCGGUGCAUUGAAGAAGCCACGUGCACCGGCACCGCCGUUGCAACAACGCUCCAACACGUUGAGCAAUCUCUUCGAGCGCCUAAAAGGCAGUAAUAUGCACAGCUCUGUGGUAGGGACGACAACGCCAACGCAACGCUCACGCCGCUCCCUCAAUAAAACCAACUCCGAACAGCAAUUGCAGCCAACCACCGCCUCCACAUUGGCUGCCAUGCGCAAGUAUCCGGCACAACUUCAAUUGAAUGGCGAAUCAGUGGCCGAUUUCAAUCGAGGCUCCACCUUGAGUCAGUCCUUUGUGCGUCAACUGAAGAAGGCCUCGUUCAAAACGAAGCGUGCACCACCCGCACCACCGCCCAAGCCGCGUGGCUCCAAUGUGGCGCAUGUCACACCUUUACGCAAUGUCCUCAUCUUUCCCAAACGCUCCAAGUCUUCCAAUGAGCUACUGCUCGAUGACUUGAACGUCCAGGCCCGUAAGUAUUACAGCAAGCCCGAAGGGGAGACCCCACAACCGGGACACCGCAAAAAUCUUCACAGCGCCCUACUGUAGGUACGGGUAUGUCUACGAUUAGUUUCGAGGAAGCACUGCAACAUUUUCUUUUCCAACACUUGCCAUUUUGUGACUGAUCCAUCAAGCAACAGCAAUUGAAGCGCUUCAGGCUUUUCCAACACUUUUGCCAUUUACGUGACUGACAAGCAUCACAUUAUUAAAUAAUAAAUUUAGCUUUUAAUACUCAAAACACACCAGCUACAACAUUUUUUAAUAAAGCAGACGCGUUUGAAGUGAUCUAGCAUAGGAGAAGAAUCAUCAGAACCUCUAAUUUUCGAUUGCUUAGGUCGGGGUCACCAAUUAAAGCGACCCCAGCCAAUUUUGAGUUAUCUCCUAUACUAUACGCUAGAUCACUCCGAUUGCAAAAAUUUUACCUGUAGCACAGCUUAACGGAUAAUGUUUUUUUAUCUAUUCAUUAAUCAAACUAUUCGACAGAGGCAACGCUUUUAUAAACUAAUAAAGCAAUGCAAGGUAGUCUAAAACCCGCCGUCGUUAUGGAAGUCAAAUGAGAGGAUGUGGAUGAGAUGAAAAUUGCUUGGAGUCACUAAACCUAUCCAAAGAGUUCUGCGCUAUAUUCGCGUAAUUGGAAACCACAAUUUACCACUAAUACAACAUUAAUUUCGUAAAUUAUUAAUAUAUGCAUGAACAUCAAAACCAAAUACCAAAAAAAAAAAAAAACCAAAUAAAUGUAAUUGAAAUCAUUUACAAAU
Messenger RNA from Scaptodrosophila lebanonensis, 2110 nucleotides. RefSeq lists its product as uncharacterized. The record is from RefSeq and is a predicted model, not a curated record. Bases 261 to 1400 code for a protein of 379 amino acids. The transcript has a single exon. NCBI's taxonomy places the organism in Eukaryota, Metazoa, Arthropoda, Insecta, Diptera, Drosophilidae.